GAGGGGAGAGAGAGAGAGUGCGUGGAAUCGGGUUCGAUCGACCUCGAGAUUAGUUACCACUCUGUACUUAUUCUGUGCGCGGAUAAAUUCAUCAUUGGCGGGAUAAAAGACGGGAAGGAAAAGUUAUCGAUCGGGUGUGUUCGUCGGAUCAACGGUUUUCGUCUCAAGAAGGAGGAGGAGGAGAAGAAGGUGGAGGACGAGGUGCGCGUAAGGCGAGGGAGAGAAGCAAGGGACAAUAAUCGGUGGCAUUCGGGAGGAAGAAACAAGUGGCGCGGUGUGUGUAACGGUCGUACGGUAUAACAAUAAUAGAGUGCGCGAAGGGCGAUCGAUCGAUCGAUCGGGUCGGUGGUUGGUCGGUGUCCACGUCGUUGGUGGUGGCUGGAUAGGAACGACGACGACGACGACGACCACGUCGUCGUCGUGCGAACGCCGACGUAGGAGGAGGAGGAGGGGAAGGUGGUGCUGGUGGAGGUGGUGGUGGAAGCGGGGGAAUGGUGGCUUCCGGCCGAUCUCGAGCGGAAAGAAGACGCGGCGAGAUGUCGCCGCGCCGUCUCGCGCCCCUGCUGAUCCUCGGCACGAUCCUCGCCGGGCUGACGAGCACCGCCGCGGCGGACAGGAUGAGCGGCCUCUACGUCGACAACGGUUUCGACCAGACCAUCGUGCACAGGGUGGUCAGCCAGCGCGAGAAACGGGAGGUCGAGCACGAGAUACUGAAUCUUCUUGGAUUGCCGGAUCGGCCGAGGAACACGGCCGGUAGGCCGCCGCAGGUCAAGAGGUCGGCGCCCAAGUUUCUCUUGGACAUAUACAAGAACGCUCUUGGCGAGGACGAGGACGAGAAGCCGAUCGGCGAGCAGCAACGUAGGGCCGGCGAGUUCGACCUCACCGGUCAGGAUCUCAGGGCCAUCGACCAGAGCGACGUCAUCAUGACCUUUGCCGCGCACAAUCACCACGUUGCCGGAGUGAGGCACGAGCGCGGCAAAAGGCUGUGGUUCGACGUAUCCGAGGUACCACCCGGGGAACACAUAAUCGGUGCAGAGCUCAGGCUCUAUCGCAGCAUGGACGUGAAGAAUCGGAGGAAUCGUGGAUCGUACAUGAUCACGGCCUACCGGGUGUUGAGAACCGAAGACGGAACAAGGGAGUUGCAAUACGUAGACGCAGUGAACACGACGACAGGAAAGGAAGGGUGGUUGACUUUAAAUAUUAGCGAAUCCCUCUCCCAUUGGGUGAAUAAUCCUGACGGAAACAAGGGAUUAUAUCUAUCGGUACAUCCCGCGGAUCGUUCUGGUGAGUAAAAGAAAAAAAAAAAGUCUAUUCUCAUUUUUCGUUUAUUUUCAUACUCUCUCGUUUUUACGAUUCUUUUUUUUUUUUUUUUUUUUUUCUUAAAAUUAAAGAGAAGAAACAUUCGUAUUCGAUACAACGUGGAGGGCUAAUUUUAAAAUGUCUGUGAUUUAUCUCUCGAUAAGUCUGUGAAACAUCGAGGAGGAACGGUGGUACAUCCUGUACGCUUACCAACUUCAAUGCGAUCAACACGAUACAUGUUUCCGUUUAUAUUUCACG
Apis florea (little honeybee) is the source of this 1557-nucleotide messenger RNA. RefSeq names its product glass bottom boat (gene gbb). Gene Ontology annotation, molecular function: cytokine activity; growth factor activity. The record is from RefSeq and is a predicted model, not a curated record. Lineage: Eukaryota; Metazoa; Arthropoda; Insecta; Hymenoptera; Apidae. Gene Ontology annotation, cellular component: extracellular region.